AUGGGUAGCAUAACUCAGCAACCAAAGUACACCAACGAGCCAAUUGCUAUCGUGGGUAGCAGCUGUCGCUUCCCAGGCGAUGCAACCUCCCCAUCAAAGCUUUGGGACCUUCUCAAGAACCCCAGAGAUGUCGUCUCCGAGAUUCCUUCUACCCGCUUCAACACAACGGGAUUCUAUCAUCCUAAUAGUCAGCAUCAUGGCAGCUCUAAUGUUCGUCAUGCAUACCUGUUGGACCAAGAUCCAAGAGCCUUUGAUAGAGAGUUCUUUGGCAUCAGCCCAAAGGAAGCUCAAUCCAUGGAUCCCCAACAGCGCAUGCUGCUCGAAACAGUCUAUGAGGGCAUCGAGUCUGCUGGCUACUCAAUGCAACAGCUACGUGGCUCUAACACAGCUGUCUUUGUCGGUGUUAUGUUCCUCGACUAUCAGCUUAUCUCUGCACGCGGCCUUGACAGCUUACCACAGUACCAUGCUACCGGUGUUGCCAUGUCUAUCUUGGCAAACCGGCUAUCUUACUUCUACGACUGGAAAGGACCGUCUGUGGGUAUUGAUACAGCAUGUUCCUCGAGUUUGGUGGCGUUGCACUACGCCGUGCAGACUCUGAGAAGUGGUGAAGCCAAGAUGGCUGUUGCAGCCGGAUCGAACCUGAUAUUGGUGCCCGAUCUGUUUGUGUCAGAGUCAAGUCUCAACAUGCUGUCUCCCAAUGGACGAUCCUAUAUGUGGGACAAGGACGCCGAUGGAUACACCCGUGGUGAGGGAACGUCUGCGGUUAUUCUCAAGACACUGAGCCAGGCCAUUGCUGACGGCGAUCACAUUGAAUGCAUUAUUCGAGAGACAGGCGUCAACCAAGACGGCCAAACUCCGGGUAUAACUAUGCCAAGCCCAACGGCGCAAGCAGAGCUCAUCCGGUCCACAUAUUCCAGGGCAGGUCUUGAUCUGAGACUCGAAUCCGAUCGACCACAGUACUUUGAAGCCCAUGGGACUGGAACCCAGGCUGGUGACCCAAGGGAGGCUGAAGCAAUAUCGACUGUCUUUUUUCCCAAAGGUUCCAUUUACGACCAAAAACUCACGGUUGGCUCUGUCAAGACCCUGAUAGGACAUCUGGAGGGUAGCGCAGGCAUCGCUGGUGUCUUGAAGACAUCACAAGCUCUUCAGCAUAGCCAGAUACCCGCAAAUCUCCACUUCAACACCCUCAAUCCCAAGAUUGAGCCUUUCUAUGCCAAUCUGCAAGUCCCGACUGAAACGCAGCCAUGGCCAGUUCUACCCAACAGUUGGACUCGCCGUGCUAGUGUGAACAGCUUCGGCUUUGGAGGAACAAAUGCGCAUGCUAUCCUCGAGGCCUGGGACAACAAUGGACAGGACUCAGGCAGUCAUCCGAAUAGUGAAGGUGGCCUAUUUGUGUUAUCUGCAAACUCAGCGCAGUCGUUGGCUUCGAGGGCGUCGCAACUCUGUCACUACUUGGAAAGCAAUCCUGAGACAGACCUUCGGUCUCUGUCAUUCACCCUCUUCCAUCGUGCCAACUUCGGCUUCCGCGCGGCCUUCUCCGCGACAAGUGUACAACAGCUCGCCGAAAAGCUCAAGACAGCUGUCCUAAACAAGAUCCCUCGCACCACCACCAUCCCGGAGAAAAUGCCACCUCGGAUCCUUGGUGUGUUCACAGGCCAGGGCGCUCAGUGGGCUACCAUGGGUGUAAAGCUCUAUGAAUCGUCUAGUGUCUUCCGCAGCGCUUUCUCACGAAUGCAAGACAGUCUUGAUGGCCUGCCUGCCAAAGACGGACGUCCUUCAUGGUCUCUCAUUGAAGAACUCCGUGCUCCUCCUUCGACUUCAAGCAUAGGUGAAGCAGCUGUCUCGCAACCGAUAUGUACAGCUGUGCAAGUGGCCCUUGUCGAUAUGCUGCACGCGACUGGAGUACAGUUCUCAGGCGUUGUUGGCCAUUCAUCCGGCGAAAUUGCUGCUGCGUAUACAGCUGGCUACCUCGAUGCGCACGACGCCAUUCGCAUCGCGUACUUCCGCGGAGUCCACUCGAAGAAAGCUCAAGGACCUGAUGGAUGCAGCGGCAAAAUGAUGGCAGUAGGCAUGUCGAUUGAUCAAGCUGCUGGUUUCUGCGCGGAGUGGAGAGGAACGAUAAAGAUUGCUGCCAGUAACUCGGCUCGCAGUUGCACUCUUGCGGGUGACGCCUCAGCUAUUGACUCCGCCAAAGAGAAGCUCGACGCAGCUGGCACAUUUACGAGAGUGUUGCAGGUCGAUACGGCUUAUCACUCACAUCACAUGCAGCCAGUCGCCCAGCCAUAUCUCGACUCGCUGCGAAAGUGCAACAUCAAGAUUAACAAAAAGCCUGGAAACAAUGUUGCCUGGUAUUCGAGCGUGUGGGGAUCUAACGGACGUUGCCGUACGUUUACUGGCGAGGACGCUGAGUCUCUGAAGGGCCAAUACUGGGUUGACAACAUGACCAACACUGUACUCUUCAGUCAAGCUGUCCGGAGAGCUGUGGAUGAAAGCCAUGUUUUUGACUUUGCUCUCGAGGUUGGACCUCACCCUGCUCUAAAGGGCCCUGCAACUGAGACCAUCAACAACAUGACGGGCAUUGGCAUCCCAUACUCCGGUGUCCUCAGGCGCGGUCAGCACGACGUGGAAGCUUUCUUUGACGCUUUGGGGCUCUUGUGGAAAACAUUUGUACUUCAGAGUGGACGGUCUAUCGUCAAUUUUGACGGCAUUGAGCGAGCCUUUGCUUCCAAUGGAAAGAACAACAGUCUAAGUCUUCUCAAGGACCUACCAUCUUAUCCGUUCGACCAUGAUACUGUAUACUGGAAAGAGUCUCGCCAAUCCGCGAUUGUCCGUACACAGAGUCAGAAGCGCCAUCAGCUCCUGGGCAAUGCCUCUACUUUUGGUACCGGGAAGCAGCGUGAGGUUCACUGGAAACAGGUCCUUCGUCUUGAAGAGAUUCCUUGGCUAUUUGGGCACACUAUCCAAGGAGAGAGCUUGUUUCCAGCAACGUGCUAUGUCACAAUGGCCUAUGAGGCAGCCGUUAGACUUGUCUCUCCAGCGCAGGAGAUUCAACUUAUCGAGGUACACGAUAUAGACGUCUUUCGUGCUCUGAGCCUCAAGCCUGACUCUCCCGGGACUGAGGUUCUCUUUGCGGUACGCAUUACAAGCCAAUCAGACGAGGCGAUCACGGCAAGUUGGUCUUGUUAUAGCAGCCCAGUUGAUUUUGAACAUGGCCAAAAUCUCGGAAAUAUGCCAGCUCAAGCCGAUUCUCACGUUGAAGGCUUCUUGCGCAUUGAGCUCGGUGCUCCCAGAGAUGAUAUCCUGCCACCCAGAUCGGAACCAAUUCUGCCUUUGAUUCCACUUGACAUCGAAGAGCUCUAUGACACUCUGGCUGGUCUGGGUCACGGAUAUACAGAGCAUUUCCAGGCACCUGAAAUGCUUCGUCGUUUGCACCACGCUGUUGUUACUAUGCCUCCAGGCUGGCACGAAGCGAACUCAUUGACUCGUUCCGAUGUCAACCCCGCGGCUUUGGAUACGGGUAUCCAUGGACUGUUGGCUGGUUACUCAUGCCCAGGAGACAGACGACAACGGUCAACUUACCUCCCAAGCCGUAUUGACAGCAUUCGGAUUAGCAUGGCCGCUACUGAUGUUGGUGAAGAUGGCCCUGCAGAACUGCUGGCAGAUUCCUUUGUCACGCAUGGCGAUGCAAGCCGUAUCAGUGGUGAUAUCAAUGUCUUCAACCCCGAGAAUAACAAGACACAUGUUCAGAUUCGCGGAGUGCACUUGUUAAAUCUGCCUGGUUCUCUCAGGUCAAGCCGAGAAUCUUAUCAUCAAGAUAUUUGGGAACGCGACGCUUUGUGUGGCAUUGAACCUGAUCGGAAGUCAAUCAUCUCAGACGAUAGGGCUCGAAUCAGCAAGUUGGCCAUGCGUCUAGUUCUCUUCUACUGCCAGAAGGUUCUUAAACAACUCAAGCCUUUUGAGAUCAUGCUCAUGGGAAAAGCCCGCAAGAACUUCUUGACAUGGGUUAAAGAGGUACUUAUUCCCAGCGUGAGGGCUGGAGAGCAUGAGGCCAACAAGGAAUGGCUUGAUGACACUGAAGGAGUGUUGGAUCAAGAGGUUAAGAGGCUCAAGGCCGUGAACUCAGCCGACGUCGUGCUCUUGGAACGUCUUGGACGUAACCUCACAUCCAUUACCCGUGGUCUCACUGCAAGUAUCAAAGUAGCAGAGCAAGAAAGCGCGCUUGAAAGAUACUACGCCGACAGCUUUGGCUUCCGAGAAGUCAUUACUGAUGCAGCUAGUCUUGUUUCACAACUCUGCCAUCGUUACCCGGCUAUGAAGAUGAUCGAAGUUGGUGCUGGGUUCGGCUCAGGCCUACGAGACGCGUUGGUCAGCACUGCAGGCAACCGCCGUUACACAUCUUAUACAGUUACCAAUACUCUCGAGCCUGCUGAUCAUGACUCGAAGCUCAUCUUCAAGCUUCUUGACAUCGACAAGGACCCCGUGCAGCAAGGGUUUGUCGAAGCAUCAUACGACUUGGUUAUCGCCACAAGUUCAUACUCUACCAAGGUCAGCCAGGAAACGGUGAUCAAUGCGAGACGGCUGCUACGUCCGGGCGGAUUCCUGAUCCUGGUAGCUCUGACCAACGACUAUCUCCCUGUUCGCUUCGUUCAGUCACUGCUCCCAAGAACCUGGCUGGAGACGGACAAUUCACAGCCCCAGAUCAUUCAGAUCUCUGAGUGCAAUGAUCUGCUGAAAGCGAAUGGAUUCUCGGGUGUUGAUGUCACCUACCCGCAGCACUUUUGCAGUGUUAUGCUGUCGCAGGCUGUUGACGAUGCUGUUCUUGCUGUGCGGGAUCCAAUUACGGCGACGCAGAAGAUCGACGCAGAAGUCUUGCUUGUUCUGGAUCCAUCACCUGGUACAAUUGUUGAAAACCUGGCUUCUCAGCUGGAAGGUAAGCUUGCCUCCUACACAACAGUGCGGAGGGUUUCGGGCCUUGAAAACAUCAACGUCCCCCCAGAGGCCAUUAUUCUGAAUCUCUGCGAUCUCGAUAGCCCAGUCUUCUAUCAGAUCGGCGAGUUACGCUUCAAGGGUGUGCAAGAGAUAAUGCGUCAAGCUAGCGUUCUCCUCUGGGUUACCCAAGGUGCUCGAAGUGGAGCAAAGCCCGAGAAUACUAUGGUACUUGGAUGGGGACGGUCUGCUCGCCUAGAGCGGUCUACUAUGAGGCUCCAGGUCCUGGACAUCGAGCAAGAGUCACAGGCUGUGGACCCGGAUCUCAUUUGCAAGCUAUUGCUCAAUCUUUGCAGUAGCGACUCAGAUAACCAGGACAUUCUCUUUACACUGGAGCCAGAGUUGAUGUUGAGAGAUAACGCAAUUUACAUUCCAAGGAUCUGGCCAGUCGACGGCCUUAACGAGCUCGCUGAUACGAGAUACAAAGAAGUAUAUGUGGACACUUCUUCGACAGAUCCUUUUACAGUGCUCGAUGAGCGUGGAACACUAGCAAUUGAACGGCCCUAUGGACAUACUCAAGCAAGCAAUUUGGAAGUCCUAGCAUCAUCUGUGCAUGGCUUCCGAUUUCAAGGCGAAGAGAACCUAAAGCAGCUCUGCAUCUCCAGGAAUGUUGCAGGGGAAGCAUCGCUUAUACUUUCAGACAAGGACUCGUUUGAGAUCCUUUGGCAAUUCGAGAACGACAAUGCGGGUGUCGAGUACCACCAUCAGCUUCAAUCCCUGAUAACAUCGGCACUAGCAGAGGCUACUCUUCAUAACCUUUCGGGUCACGUUUGGAUUCACGGUGCCCCUACUUGGCUUAAAAGGGAGCUGGACCUUGCAGCCUCGCGACGUGAUGAUAUUCAGUUGUUCAACACGACAUCGGAUCGCGAGCUGGUCGAGGGGAACUCCAAGUUCCUCCAUCCUUUUACUACCAAGCAUGACCUUGCUCUAUCAAAACCGAACAGCACUGGGGCAUUCAUUUGUUUGGACGGUUCGCAAGAAGGUCGUAACUUGGUCGGUUUGGUCCGCAACAGCUGGCCCAGUCUCCGCAUUGAACUACCAGUUUUGUCAUUGAACAGUUUCGAUGGAGUUGUCUUCAACGGGCUUAGCAAAGCCAUGUUCGCUGACCUGGUAGAGUGGUAUCUUAGCAGUGGCACUCCUGUCUCUGAGAAUUCAGUAGAAGGAGCCGUUAUCCCCGUUGAGCAUAUCUCCAAGGCAUUCCCAUCUUCCAUCUUGCCAACAAGCGUCCUUGACAGAACGACUACGGCAACCAUAACUGCCAAGCUUCUUCCGCCAAAUCACGAUGGCAUCUUCUCCAGUGAGAAGACCUAUCUUCUCCUCGGCCUGGCUGGUGAUUUUGGCAUCUCCAUUGCAUUGUGGAUGUUUGAGAGCGGAGCUCGCCAUGUUGUAUUGGCAUCUCGCAAUCCUGUUGUUCUCCAACCAGUGGUAGAUCAUGUUGCGGUGACAUAUGGUGCUGCCUUACGCUUCGUGGCUAUUGAUAUCUGCGACGAGCUUUCACUAUCGACUGCAUGGGCCGAGAUUCAUGAAUCCAUGCCCCCUGUAGCCGGUAUCAUGAACGGCGCUAUGCUUAUGCGAGAUCAACUGUUUGCAGACCAGCCGUGGUCGGACUUUUCAGCUGUCAUGGGUCCCAAGGUCAGAGGAACACAGAACCUUGUUACACUGCUUGACCGAGAAACCAAACCAGAGCAGCUAGACUUCGUUGUGUUCUUUUCAUCUGCAGUUGCGGUCGCUGGAAAUGCCGGCCAGACUGCAUAUGGCUCAUCGAAUUGGUUCAUGCAAGGUACAGCUAGCAACAUGCGACAACGUGGUUACCCCGGCUGUGUUGUCCACAUCGGAGGUGUCAGUGGACUGGGCUAUGUUCAACGACAUGAGAAACGCAAGAUGCUUGAAGAGUCAUUGUAUUGGCUUAUGUCUCCUGUCAGUGAGACAGAUCUACACGAUAUGUUGGCCGAGGUUAUCGCGGGCGAACGGUAUGAUCUCAUUACGGGUAUUCGUGGUGACAUCCGGACCUACACUUGGCGAGAACAACCGCGCUUGUGGCAUUACCUCCAGGCCGAAGACGACAGUGAUGAUGCUACGGCCAAAGAAGGCAGUAAUGCAUCUCUCAAAAUCCAGCUUGCUUCAUCUGUUGCUGAUCCAGAUGUUUGUCUCGAACUACUCCUUGGUGGCUUUACAUCGGCAUUAUGUGGAAUGCUCCAUAUGAAGCCAGAGGAGCUUGACACCAAUGUCCCUGUUGCUAGCAUUGGUAUUGAUUCACUUGUGGCUGUCAGGGUUAGAGAGUGGUUUAUGCAGCAGGUUGGCGUGGAGGUCUCCGUUUUGAAGGUGAUGUCUUUGAAUACUCCUUUGCUUGCUUUAUGUAAGGAUGUUUUAGCUAUAUGGAGGAAGCAGGUCAAGGCUUAA
Messenger RNA from Fusarium verticillioides 7600, 7386 nucleotides. RefSeq lists its product as hypothetical. Gene Ontology annotation, molecular function: fatty acid synthase activity; 3-oxoacyl-[acyl-carrier-protein] synthase activity. Gene Ontology annotation, biological process: fatty acid biosynthetic process; secondary metabolite biosynthetic process. The transcript has 5 exons. Bases 1 to 7386 code for a protein of 2461 amino acids. The record is from RefSeq and is a predicted model, not a curated record. Lineage: Eukaryota; Fungi; Ascomycota; Sordariomycetes; Hypocreales; Nectriaceae.